GCGCGGCGAGUUCCCCUACAUGGCGCUGGUGGCCAACAUGUGGGGAGAGUGCUCCGCUGUCAUUUUGUCGACACACGCCGUUAUGGGUCCAUCUUCCUGCUUGCCGCAGGGGUAUCCCAUGAAUGGUCGUGUCGAAGCUGGAAGCGGCAAGUUCAAGACUGCGCAGGAUUUCGGUGACGAACCAUCACAAGGGAGGAUAAUCGACAGGUUCAUAAAACGGAAACGUGAGAAACGAGACAGUGACAGUCUCAUGAUUAUGAAGCUCCUGGAACCCUUCUAUUUUACUCCGUUUGUCCAAGCCAUACACGUUGCUACAAAAACAAGGAGGUGGAUUGCGAGGAAACUGAGGGAAAUAAAUUAUAUCGCCCAUAUGAAGCCGCAUGAAGGUGACCGCGGCGCCGACAUCCGGUCCAGGUCAUCCGCAGACUCUUGGCACGGCGACUUCUGCGCGCGCUGGCCGUCCGCGGGGCUGUUUGCGCUCGCCUGCGCUCUCUGCUAGCCUGGGAACACGACUGCAGGCCGCCCCUGCAUCAGCGCUCCACACACGCUUACUUUGGUUCUUUGUAGUGCUAUACUAUAGCUGGUCCUUGUAGCCGCC
Molecule: messenger RNA, 598 nt
Organism: Schistocerca piceifrons (Central American locust)
Lineage: Eukaryota; Metazoa; Arthropoda; Insecta; Orthoptera; Acrididae
Exons: 3
Coding region: 20-499 (159 amino acids)
Source: RefSeq, a predicted model, not a curated record